This is a messenger RNA of Hordeum vulgare subsp. vulgare (domesticated barley), 2523 nucleotides long. RefSeq lists its product as uncharacterized. Lineage: Eukaryota; Viridiplantae; Streptophyta; Magnoliopsida; Poales; Poaceae. The coding region runs from base 352 to 2235 and encodes 627 amino acids. Gene Ontology annotation, biological process: regulation of asymmetric cell division. The record is from RefSeq and is a predicted model, not a curated record. The transcript has 6 exons.
UCCACCCGACCCCCGGAAAGCCCCCUUUUUUAUAUUGCAUCUCGGAAUUCUUUGGGUCCUCGGGCUCGCCGCGAUCCCGUUCUCGCCGGCCCCCGCUGCCCCCGGCGAUUCUCCCGGGUUUUCUGGUCCAGGCGGGCGGGCACGCACGCAGCCAAGAGAAUUGCGGUGCUUCGGUCAGCAACACAGGGAGGAGGAAAAGGAGGGACACAACGUAUUGCCGCCGUCGGGAAUAGGACGAUAGAACCAACCGCCGGCCGGCGCAUCGUCCUUUGGCGAGGAAGUAAUCGGCGCUGUCCCCGAAGGCAUCUUCUCACGCAUGGCUAGGCCUUGACAACAUACACCGUGCAGAUCAUGAAGAUAGAUAAUGAAAGGCCUUACCAUACAAAUGCUUUUCAUGAGCUUGUACCCAGUGGCGGCCCUAAAGUAGACGGUGAACCUGAAAGGGAAACUAAGGGGAAUCUUUUGGAAGAUAAAAUGGUUGAACAGACCAAUCCAUCAGAACAUGGUUUUGUGAAGGCUGAGCAUGAGAAGGGAGGUAAAACCAGACAAAUACGGAUCGAUGAUGUUUCUUAUGACAAGGAUGUUGUUGAGAUCAACCUGCCAGAUGCUGUGGAUUCUUCUGAUUAUGGUGGCCAUUUUGUCAAGGAUGUCUGCAUUGAUGAGGGUGUGCUUGCUGAUCAGAAGGCUUCGGCAGAGAAGGUAGUAAGCGAAAAGGUGUGCCCAAUCUUUAAUUCUUCAAUGGUCGAUGCAAAUGGUGAUCUGAAGGAAGGUACAAGAGUUGAUCCUGUGAAAACUGCACAUAAGUCACAAAUAGUUCCCCUUCAUGCCGCGUGUGCUACUGAUGGUACUAUGGAAGAAAUAAGAGCUGAUCCUUUGGAAACUGAACAUGAAUCAGAGUCACAAAUUGUUAUCCUACAUGUUCCAUGUGCUACUGAUGGUAAUACGAUGGAACAAUAUUCUUGUGGCGAAGAACGUGAUCUUGAAGGCAACAAGACUACAGAUGAAUUUACCGAUGUAAACGAUGAGAAAUUAAGUCCUAGACAGUCAUCAAGUCAGGAAGCUGCAACACAGUGCCAGCAGGUGGGCACAGUAAUUUCUGAGACCUGUGAAACUCACAAGCCAUUUUGCGAUGGAGAAGCAAUUGAUGAGGUAGCAUCAAAUGAUUGCCAUGAGACUGGAUCUAGUACUACACCAGAGUCCAGUUACCUCAGUGGUUUACCAGCUGAAUCAACUUCUGAUGGGCUAUCAGCUGCAAUUCCUGAAGAAGAUGUUGGUGCAGAAUUAGAUAAUAGAGGAUUUAAUCCAGCUAAUCAUUACAACCCUUUUAUCGCAUAUGGAUCUUUAGAGGACACAUGGGAAUCCAAGUACGCUCUACCUACCAUUGUCGACGAUGUUUCUGUUGUACCUGUCUGUUCUGUUGGAAAGACAGAUAGUUUCAGUGAUCUUGUCAACGGUGGUGCACUGGGAGGAUUUGAUUAUGUUGAGACAGCUGAAUCCAGAAUUGGAGACAGUAGUAGGUUAGAUUCGGUUGGAGCAUGUUCAAGCAGGCUGGGAGUCCAAUCAUCUGAGGAGAGUCAUGAUCAGAGAGGAAGUCUUGUCGAAAGAACAGAUAGUUUUAGUGACAUCGUCAACGGUGCACCAGGUGGAUUUGAUUCUAUUGCAGCAGAUGAAACCAGAUUCAAACACACCAGAUUAGAUUCUAUAGAAGAAAGUUCAGGCAGGUUGGAUGCCCAAGCAUCUGAAGAGAGCAAUGACCAGAGAGGUACUGUCGGUGCAGAGCCCAGUGAUGUCAAUAGUGAGGGCCAUCCAAAAUUCGAGACUGAUGCUGUCCAAGACGAACAUGACUUCAACCCAAGAGACAUGGAGGAUGGCACAAAGACAAGGGAGGAAAACAAUGCUGGCGACCAGAGCUCUACGGUUGCGCCGCAAACGGAGCCGGCGGUUCAGCAGAACGGACCUGAUGGUGCAAAGCUGACGACUCGGGGUGGCAUUCGUAACCCCUUUGAGUCGAGCUUCUCUGGAGCUAACAUCACGCUGGACGCGGUAGCGCCCUCUGCUCACAUCGGCAACAUUUCUCUUCGUUCGGAUAGCAGCACGACGAGUACUCGGUCCUUCGCAUUCCCAGUGUUACAGACAGAGUGGAAUAGCAGUCCGGUGAGGAUGGCGAAGGCGGACCGCAGGCGAUUCAGGCGAGACCGGGGCUGGGGUUACAGGGUCCUCUGCUGUAAAUUCUGAGAGCGUUUUUUUUCCUGUUUGAUUGACGAGUCUAGCUCAUGGCCGGCGGCCUCGCGCCUGAGCUAGUGUUAGCCAGCCCAUGUUAAAUUCAUUCAAAUGUUGAUGUUGAUGAUGGUUUCUCCCCUUCCUUGCUCUUCUCGCCCCCCCCCCCCCCCCCCCCCUAUAUGCCCUGCUCUUUUAUUUUAUUUACAAAUAGCAGGAGGUUGAUGGCUUGUUGAAUUCGCUAGUGGCUUGUAAUUUGCAGAGAUUGUGAGUGAGAAAUGAAGAGGUAUAGCUUUCUUUCAUGUA